Molecule: messenger RNA, 1873 nt
Organism: Priapulus caudatus
Lineage: Eukaryota; Metazoa; Priapulida; Priapulimorpha; Priapulimorphida; Priapulidae
Product: myosin-2 essential light chain-like
Cellular component (GO): myosin II complex
Molecular function (GO): calcium ion binding
Source: RefSeq, a predicted model, not a curated record
UUUAUUUUCCCAGAAAUCCAUUCGGAAGGCAGCAGCCGGAAGUGUGAAUUGACGAAAAUAUUGCUCUCAAAAUUUGCAAGUCUCAUACAUUAAAAUGUCGGCGCUUACAGAAGACCAAAUUGCUGAUUACCAGGACAUCUUCGGGAUCUUCGACAACCGUGGAGAUGGAAAUAUCGCCGCAUCCCAGAUCGGCGAGGCGCUGAGAGCGAUGGGCCAGAAUCCGACGGAGGCGGAAGUGAAGCGAUGCGGUUACCACGAUAAGCCAGAGAUGCGCAUAUCGUUCGAGACAUUCCUGCCGAUCCUGCAGACCGUGGUGCGCAACUGCGAGCCGUCGACGGCUGCGGACUUCAUCGAAGGCCUGCGUGUGUUCGACAAGGAGGGCAACGGUUUCAUGAGCUGCGCGGAACUGCGGCAUUUGCUCACCACCAUCGGUGAGAAAUUGUCAGACGAGGAGGUGGAAAUGCUAACGACUGGCAUGGAGGACUUCCAGGGAAACAUUAAUUAUGAAGAUAUGGUGCGUGUGGUUCUGAACGGCUAGGACGCUGUCGGUUCUGCGACGGAGCGUCGGCUUUGCGAGACGAGGAAGAAGGCAACCUAUGGUUCUAGCAGUUUGGGAAUUCGUGAUGGGCACACCUCCCUGCACACACAGCAUAUUGUUGCACGUUGGCUUAAUAAUCUAUUCAAACGGAUUAAUGAUAAUGAAUAAUUAACGGAUGCCGUUAAUUAGGCAGCUAAAUUCCUCUGACGGCAAUUUUAUUUGCGGCAAAUCUAAGUAAUAAUAAAAAUGAACAAUGUGGUGAUUUUUCAGGUGCUGCGUGAAACUGUUGGCAUGUGUUACGGCGUUAUACUUGCCAGAAUCAUGUAAUGUGGCAAGCAGUCUCGUAGAAGAUAACUAGGAAUGCACCUAUUCACAUUAAAAAUAUGUAUCAAUCUGUUAUAUUUAAUCGUUGAUUUAAUCUUUACGUCAUGUACCUACUAGGCCUGCAGUAGCAAUCACCUUAUGUCUACAUGGACAAAGAUGUCCACAACAGUGCUAACAGUAUUUGCUGCGUUGCAUUAAUCAUGUAUGAUCAAUCAUACUACUAGUUUGUCACCAUGUGGGGAGGCAACAACCUUCACAAAACUGCUAUUGGAUGGCCGAUCUACGGACUAAAACCCUGUGCAAAAUACAAUUUAACCUAGUGAAAAGUACGUUUCAUGGCUUCAUGUAUAUUUAAGAGUGAUGCCUUAAGUUCCCAAUGGUCUAUUGUUACUUUGUGUCUUCUGUAUGUUUUAAUGGAUUUAUUUCUCACGGAUUGCACUAUGUUUACUAUGCUACACUGUUUGCAUUACUCGUCAAUGAUAAUUUCUCAAUAUUGUGGGGUGGUAUCUUGCCAUGUCCAAUGUUGUAGGAAUUGAACCGUCUAUUAUAUCGUGCCUUCCUAUAAAACCAGCUUAAAUGCAAUGUAUGUGUUGCUAUGCUUAACAUCAAUAUAGUGGAGUUUAGAGAAUAACAGUGCACUAUCGUUAUUGCCCGUUAAUCAGAUGGCAUAAGACAGUCUGUAUACUACAUAUGCUAUGCAUUUCUAACCUGGUUAGCUGUCGAAGUCAUUUAUGUUUGGUCUAGGCAUUUAUGGAAGUACGGACCAUUUUGGGUUUAGUAUUGAAGCUGCUGGGCAGUGAAGAAUUUUUAUUGAAUGCUGACUUUCAUCUUUUUAUGAUAAAUUACUGCUGCUGAAUAUUUGUCACGAAUUUUCCUGCCAGUGUUAGCUGCCCUUUUUUCGUAGGUGACUAGAUCUUUGAACAUUACAUAAAUGCAUUUGUAUAUCUUGAUUAUUUUCUUACAUUCAUUAUAUUAUGGAAGUAGGUCGUAAUAAAACAUUCUUUACAACUA